Spodoptera litura is the source of this 2839-nucleotide messenger RNA. RefSeq lists its product as uncharacterized. The record is from RefSeq and is a predicted model, not a curated record. NCBI's taxonomy places the organism in Eukaryota, Metazoa, Arthropoda, Insecta, Lepidoptera, Noctuidae.
AAAACUGUUUUCCUACUUUAUUCGAGUAUUUGAGGUAUAACAUCAUUACAGAUACACUUUUAUGAAUAACCACAGUUGCUUGACAACAAUGCUGUAAACGUACGAUAUACUUACAUACAUUGACUAGUUCCAUUGCUACUAAUUGCAACCUCUAUUCUUUGUUUCAAUGUAGAAUUUGCAAAUAGUCAAUUUCUACAAGUAAAACAUGUGUUUUAAAUAAUACAUUACAUUCCCUUCUCUUCUUAAUUUUAUAAAAAUCAAGAUAACGUUGUUUAUAUCUAUUUUAGAUAGUUAUUCCAAGAUGAUGUGAAUGCGAGUAGAUCCCUUACUAUGAAUAUGAUAGUGAUGAGGUUUGCAGCCGGUGCGCGGUAGCAGAUGUUGGUGGCGAGAGUGGCAGCGGGCGCAGCGCGAGUGGUCGCGUUGCUGCAGGUGACCCCUACAGUAGUUCGCCGGAUGGAGUAAGCGGACAUUGUCCGGCAAGACACGCUUGAGUGGUGCGCGCUCUGUUGCGCCGAUCUUUCCCCUUCGCAAUAUUGACGCCUAUAAAACCUUGUCAUUUCAAUAAUGUGAAGUUACUUUCAUUCCAACAGAAACGAAGAAUACAACUCGACUAUCUGAAAAGUAAUCUUCGUGCAAAAAUCUUAUCUGGGUGUAAACCCAUUUCCAAAAUGUCCAAACUCGGAUUUUUGUUGUUUGUCUGGGCCGUAUGUGAAGGAGUUAUUGCUAAUGAAGAACAAAAUGGAUUCGUGCAGCCAUUGGACUUUGGGCCACUUUUUGAUGCAGGCGCUACUUCGCUGGCUUCAGAACCUAUCGCGGCUGCAGUGCUAAAAGUAGAUAAAACCCAAUAUCCUCAACUUUUUGACACUAUUGUUAGUAGUUCCAUCGAUUCCUUACAAACUCGUGUAGCACCUAUAGAAAAAGCCUUUUCUGCCGAUAAUUUCGGCUUUAAUCCUAUUGCCAGUCAAAGCUUCCUGCCGCCGGGGAAACCUGCUAGACUAGUAGCGCCGCCGAGACAACAACAUAAUCAACCACAAGCGAUUCCAAUUGGGCAACAGCUUUCUCCAUUGAGAUAUGACAUUCGCACGGUGCAUGAUGCUGACUAUAAAGUGUACAAACCUGAGGACGAGGAACAGGGAGAAGAAAUUUUAGCUGCUUUGAAAAAAAAUCCUAGCGUGGCUGCUUAUUUUAAACCUACGCACACCAAUGUUGAAGUGGCUCAUCCACUGAACUAUCGCAAGGAAGAAUUAAACGAAAAUUCUGAAAUUGAACAGAACUACAAGCCAAAUGCUUAUAUUCCAGGACCAGCUCGUAUUCGACGAUACACUAGCGGAAGACAAAGGGAAAACUUGAAGAAGAGCAGCGAUGAUGACGACGAUCCCUAUAACUACAACGUCGAAUACAUUUCUAAACCAAAAGCAUUCGACAGUAGUUUGUACAGCAGUGCUUAUAAAGAACAAAAAGACCCCAACAAGGAUUACGAGUAUCCUUACAGCUAUGACUCAGGGUACGACCACAAGGAAUAUGAAAGAAUAAAGGAGCUGUCAGAGAAGCAGGCUGCAGAGAUCAAGCAAAAUCCAGGAAACUGUAAAGAAGUGAAAAAAGACGGUAUGACCUGCACGACGUGUAAAGAUCCCAAAACUGGAGGAAACUUUGAGUCAUGUUCCUAUGUCGCUGAACCAAAGAACAACAAAUAUGCCUACUCUAAGGAAAGAAAGUUUGACAGCAACGACGAACCUGAUGAAGCUGAGGCACCGCAACAAAGUGAACCAGCGAAGAAAUCUGAAAAAUAUGUCCAGUCUGGCGAGAGCAGCGAAGAGAAGUACACUAAGGCAGCCGAACCCGCACCAAACAAUGAUGAUAAUUCUGGAGAAAAGUAUAAGGCUUAUUACAUACAUAAUUCAAAACCUACACCUAGUGAAGCUUUACGUGCUGCAGAAGACAAACAGAGUUCGGAAGAGGAGGGAGACGGUUCUUCAGGCAAAUCUUAUGACUACAAAAAAGCUUUGCCAGGUUUUUAUACUGAUAAUGAGCCUAAAAAAGACGUGGAACAUGUAUUAGCAGAAUUCAAGAAAAAAGAUAGGUCGUCAUGUAAAAAAGUUCAGAAAAAUGGAAUGACUUGCUACCAAUGUAUCGACAAAAAUGGUCUGAAAAAUGAAGAAUGCAUGUUUGUGUCAGAAUCAGCGCCCAAACGAAGCCAUUUAGCGUAUCAAGAACUGAAAGAAUUUACAUCUAAGCCUGCCACUCUCGACCAAGGAAAUGAGGGUGCUGAAAGUAAAACGGUGACUACAAGUGCUCCACCAGCUCAAAAGUCUGCUGCGUAUGUAGUAGAUAAUACUAAUUACGGCAAAAAGUUAAAGCGUAAGAAGGCACCGCAGAGUAUUGCUGCAGCAGCUACCGUUCCAGUUGCCAGUGCAGUUAAACCUGCACCUAUAGCAGCAAAUGCACGUAAAACUAAAAGGAGCGUUGAAACUGAAGCAGAACAAAAUGCACGGAUUGUAGAUGUAACCAAUAUUGCCCAGCCUGAGGAAUUCGCGGGAAGCGAUUCCAGAGGAGCUUUUUGGGCAGAUACGAUGCCAAGGUACAGUGCAUCGUUAGGCGUAACGUUGCCUGAAUUCAUGCUGUCAAGGUCGGAGCACGAACUUAUGUUUGAUGAAACCGUCGCCAGCGCGUAAAAGAUAUUUAAGGCUUGAUUUGUUAGCCAACAAAUUCAGUAUUAGUAGAGCGUGUCGGUUGUACAACGCUUUAGAUAAAACCUGAACUAAAGUGACUGACGGACUAGGCCGUAGCCAACCAGUACCGGUCGAAUUGUGUUCUUGAAGUUAUUACCAUCUACUAUAAA